GGGGGCGGAGUCUGGGCACGGCUAGGGCUGAGGCAUCUGCUGCUCUUCUAGCUUGGGAACUAAGGAGGCCGAGGCCUGAGCCGAGCCCGGACCCGCCGCUCGCCGGAGCCCCUGGAUCCCUCGCGCCGGUUCAGCCUGGGGGCGGGCUCGGGGCCGGCCCGGCGCCGCACCCCGGACCGAAGCUGCUUGGCCGAGGACCUGGCCGGCGCAGCCAUGGAGGAGGCAUCUCCUUAUUCCUUACUUGAUAUCUGCUUGAGUUUCCUGACCACUCACCUUGAGAAAUUCUGUUCAGCAAGGCAAGAUGGAACAUUGUGUCUGCAGGAACCUGGGGUAUUUCCACAAGAGGUGGCUGAUCGACUGCUUCAGACCAUGGCAUUUCAUGGUCUACUGAAUGAUGGAACUGUAGGUAUUUUUAGGGGCAACCAGAUGCGCUUAAAGCGAGCUUACAUUCGCAAAGCAAAGAUCUCUGCUGUUGCUUUCCGGAAAGCCUUCUGCCACCACAAGUUAGUGGAACUCGAUGCCACAGGUGUGAAUGCUGACAUCACCAUCACUGAUAUUAUCAGUGGGCUUGGCAGUAACAAAUGGAUCCAGCAGAAUCUCCAGUGCUUGGUGCUGAACUCAUUGACUCUCUCCCUGGAGGAUCCUUAUGAGCGGUGCUUCAGCCGGCUUUCUGGCCUUCGAGCUCUCAGCAUCACCAAUGUUCUCUUUUACAAUGAAGACCUGGCUGAAGUUGCGUCGCUGCCACGAUUGGAGAGCCUGGAUAUCUCUAACACCUCAAUCACAGACAUCACUGCUUUGCUGGCCUGCAGAGACCGACUCAAGUCUCUAACCAUGCACCACUUGAAGUGUUUAAAAAUGACAACUACCCAGAUCCUGGAUGUUGUUCGGGAACUCAGACAUCUGAAUCAUCUUGAUAUCUCAGAUGAUAAACAGUUUACAUCAGACAUAGCUCUUCGCUUACUAGAACAGAAGGACAUCCUACCCAGUCUUGUCUCUCUGGAUGUUUCUGGGAGAAAACAUGUGACAGAUAAAGCUGUUGAAGCCUUUAUACAACAACGGCCCAGCAUGCAGUUUGUAGGUUUGCUGGCCACUGAUGCUGGUUACUCUGAAUUCCUCACAGGCGAAGGACAUUUAAAGGUAUCUGGAGAAGCCAAUGAAAUUCAGAUUGCAGAAGCAUUGAAGCGGUACAGUGAGCGGGCAUUUUUUGUCCGAGAAGCUCUGUUUCACCUUUUUAGCCUGACUCAUGUGAUGGAAAAAACAAAGCCAGAAAUUUUAAAGCUUGUGGUUACUGGGAUGAGAAAUCACCCUAUGAAUUUACCAGUGCAACUGGCUGCAAGUGCCUGUGUAUUUAACCUAACCAAGCAGGAUCUUGCUGCAGGAAUGCCUGUCCGACUGCUGGCUGAUGUGACCCAUUUGCUGCUCAAAGCUAUGGAACAUUUUCCCAAUCAUCAGCAGUUACAGAAGAAUUGCCUCCUUUCACUUUGCAGUGACCGGAUCCUUCAAGAUGUUCCAUUCAACAGGUUUGAAGCAGCCAAACUUGUCAUGCAGUGGCUCUGCAACCAUGAGGAUCAAAACAUGCAAAGGAUGGCGGUUGCUAUCAUUUCUAUCCUGGCUGCCAAGCUUUCUACAGAACAAACUGCACAGCUUGGAGCUGAACUCUUCAUUGUCAGGCAACUUCUUCAAAUAGUGAAGCAGAAAACCAAUCAAAAUUCUGUGGAUACUACGUUGAAGUUUACAUUGAGUGCACUUUGGAACCUCACAGAUGAAUCCCCAACCACUUGCAGACACUUUAUUGAAAACCAAGGUUUAGAACUCUUCAUGAGGGUUCUAGAGUCUUUCCCAACUGAGUCAUCCAUUCAACAGAAAGUUCUAGGACUUUUGAACAAUAUAGCUGAAGUACAAGAAUUGCAUUCUGAAUUAAUGUGGAAGGAUUUUAUAGACCACAUCAGUAGUCUCCUACACAGUGUUGAAGUGGAAGUGAGUUACUUUGCAGCUGGCAUUAUUGCCCAUUUAAUAUCCAGAGGUGAACAAGCUUGGACAUUGAGCCGUAGCCAGAGGAAUUCUCUUCUCGAUGAUUUGCAUUCAGCUAUUUUGAAAUGGCCAACUCCGGAGUGUGAGAUGGUAGCAUACAGGUCCUUUAAUCCAUUUUUCCCAUUACUUGGCUGUUUCACAACACCGGGAGUCCAGCUGUGGGCAGUUUGGGCGAUGCAACAUGUCUGCAGCAAGAAUCCUUCAAGGUAUUGCAGCAUGCUGAUUGAAGAAGGAGGACUGCAACAUUUAUAUAACAUCAAAGAACAUGAACAGACCGAUCCCCAUGUCCAACAGAUUGCUGUGGCCAUUCUGGACAGCUUAGAAAAACAUAUUGUGCGCCAUGGGAGGCCACCUCCCUGUAAGAAGCAGGCCCAGGCUAGACUAAAUUGAUAGCUAUAGGUAAUUGGAUAAUUGAGUCACUAGGAUCCUUUUUGUGAUUGGUCCACUUGGAAUAUCUUACCCUCUGUGGUGUUUUGGAUUCUAUGACAAGAGUCAUAAGAUCAGUUUGGGAUUAAUAAUGUACAGUACUGCCCAUGUGAACAGUCUAAUAUGUCUUGUGAUUUUUAACUUAUGAGGCAAGAAAGGUCUCUUUAUCAUUCCCUUUCAGAAAAUUUUCCACAUCUUUCAGUGUUUGAAUUUACCUGUGCUUGAGAUUCUACAGUUUUCUGAUAAAGUUUGCACGAACCCUUAGGCCAGACUUUUCUGAUCUCAAAGUCCCUUCCAAUCAUUUUGUGGCCUCGGAUUUCUGGCACUGCUUCAGUUGUAAAGUUUCUACUGCUUCUGUAUAAAAUGCCUUUAUCCUCUGUGUAUCUCUUAGAAGACACCCUUCUUAGUGUGAAAGAAUGGAAACCUGCAUUGUCUCCCCAUGGAAGUUACACACUCUGUGGAACCCGGGUGGCUGGCAGAAAAAUGUAUUGGGAAGAAAAACAAUGAGGAAGAAUAGAGUUUAGGAAAUGAGAAUUGCUUUCAUGGUGUAGUUUCUAAAAUGGGACAGGAUGCCCUUCUGGAGCCCACCUCUUUGGAGACAGUGAGCAGAACCUUGUUCCUGUAUUUAUGGCUGGAAACGUGGACUGGUACUUCCUAUAUAGACUGCGGGUUGCUCUCUAGAAAUAUUUCCCAGGCAUCACACCAUAAACUAUUACAGCACUCUGGGUUAAAGCCUAAUUGAUUCUCUGUAUGUCAUAUUGUUCUAAAAAUGUAAAUUUUUAAAAACUUGUCUCUGGUUAAAAGUAGCUGUUCUUUUCCUGCUAUUUUAAAGCCAUUUUUGUUCAGUGGGAUAGAGACUACUCAUGGUAUUAACCUGCUCAGUUAAAACACAGUUGACAGCAGUAAACUUUGCCACAAAAAGUUAAAUUUGGGUUGGGGUGUAGCUCAGAAGUUGAGUGCAUGCUUAGCAUGUACAGCCCUGAGUUCAAUACUCAGCACCAAAAAAAAAAAAAGAAAGAAAAAGCUGAAUUUUUUCCAAAUACGUAUAUCUUCUUAAUUUGUUCAUGUUAUAAAAAGAUGCCCACAUUUUACUGCCAAAAAUGCAAGAGAAGAAUAAGACCAUUGUUGAAUGACUAAAUGUAAUGAUUUUAAUUACAGUGGAUAAGAGGAAAUAUUUUUGAUGAAUUAUUUUUUGAACAAUUGCCUUUCCUUUAAGAUACUUGAUAAAGUAUAUUAAACAAUAAAAUAUCAUUAUAUCAAUAAUUGCACUUGAGAGGCAACAAAUCUCCAAGAAACUUAAUUUUCAUUUAAAAUUUAUUUUAUUAAUAAGGUUAAUCUGCAAUCUCAGAUGAUUGCAUUUUUCAUAGCCAAAUUAUUUUCAUUAGAGUUUUUUCGGGGGGGAGUACUGGAGAUCAAACUCGGGUCCUUGCACUUGCAAGGCAGGCGGUGAAACCACUGAGCUAAAUCUCUGGCCCCUUCAUUAGAGAUUUUAAAUAGGAUGUUAAAAUGAUAGUCAGAAGCGCCUUCAGAAAGGAGCUGGUGUACUAGUGCACUGACAGCAUUUUUGACACUAUCACAAUAAAUGGACUUGAAUUUUGUGGUAUUCCUUUAUAGGGACAAAAACUGAGUUAAACUAAAAGAAAGCAGAUAUGUAAAAUCAUUAAAAGAUGUGUUAAAUUAUGGCUUAAUAGGGCCGGGGAUUUAGCUCAGUGGGUCUGGUGCCUGCCUCAAAAGCGCAAGGUUCUGAGUUCGAUCUCCAGUACCAAAAAAACAUGGCUUAAUUCUGAUUCAGUUGGCUUAAGGAACUUUUUAUAAUAUACAUUUUCACAGAUUAUGCUUAUUUCAGAGGAAGUGCAAAAUUCUUUUUAAAGUUUAAAAAAAAUGUUUUUUUGCCUUUUUUCUUAAUUUUAAUGUCUAAGGCAAAAUUCAGAAAAUAGGAUGGUCUGAGAUAGCUUGAAAGUUGCUAGUGAGGCUGACCAUUUUCAGGUCUUUCUAGUACAGUUAAGGGAAAGUCUGAGAAGUUUUUAUUUUAUACCAUUCAAAGCAAAAAUGUAUCUUUAUACACUACUGCUAGAUUCUUGUCUUUUAAAAGUUCUUAGAAAUGGCUAAAAAUGUACAGAAAACAGCUGACACCUUUAUUUGGAGUAACUUCUUGAUAGAUGAAGACUCAAAAUGUUUAAAUUUAAAUUUACUACUUUGAGCAUCAGUAGCAGCCAGAUACUUCUGAGUCUUAAAAAGCAAAAUAAUUGACCAUAUCCGAAAUAUGUAGGUUUUAGUGCCUUUGUGGUUGGGAUGCUUCUUAAAAUUGUAUAUAUAAUUAAGGCACAGAUUUGUCUGUAAAGUCUUGAAUUUGGCUAAAAAUAUAAUGGAUGAAUAUAUUCAAAUUAUGAGGUAUAAUUGGACAGUCUCUACAGUUAGAAUCUGUAACCCUCUUGAAAUUGUAGACUAGAAUGUAACAUACUUGGUGCCUUCAAAGGUUACCUUUCAGUGACUUAGAGGUGCCAAGAACAGUUCAGACUAAGGUUAUGCCACUCAUUGCUCAAAUCAUUGGUGUUCUCAGAUAUUUGGAUACCAUUUAAAAAAAAAAAUCAAUAGAUCAGUCCAUAAGCAAUAGCAAGUUAUGGAUGUAUUAAGGGAAAUGGAUGCACAAAGUCCUAGGCUUGGUCCCUAGCACUACACACUAGCUCCCCACACACAUGAAAGAAAAGAAAAGAAAGACAUGUUUUAGAUUGUAAGGCUGUGUGUUGUUAUUGAGUAAAACAAAGUAGAGCAAACAUAAUUAAGGCAAUUUAUUAUUUGCAGCAAGUAAGUUUUGUUUGUUUUUUUUGAGACAGGGUCUCACUGUGUAGUUCAGAUUGGCCUUGAGUUCAUUAUGUAUGUAGCUCAGGCUGGUGGCCUUGAACUCGCAGUGAUCCUCCUGCCUCAGCCUCCUGAGUGGUGGGAUUAAAGGCAUGGGUCACCAUGCCCGGCUUCUUUUUCUUUUUUCAGUUAAAAAAGAAACAUAAAUCAAGUAGUAAUUGGGGUUAGUUGACCAUUUAGCCAAGGUUUUAGUUGAGGUUUUCUGUUUUUGUGGAACAGGAUCUUGCUAUGUUCCAGAUUGGCCUUAAAACUUGCUAUGUAGCACAAACUAACCUUGAAUUCAUGAUCCUCCCGCCUCAGCCUCCCUGAGUGCUGAGAUUAUAUUAGUUUGCCACUAUACCCAUCUUUCUUAGUUGCAGACUUUUUUUACUCCCUCAGGUACUGGAAUUAAACCCAGAGCCUUUGCACAGAGCUGUACCCUUAACCCUCUGUCAAAAUUUAUUUUUAUUUUGAGACAGGGUCUCGCCAUGUCACUAAGUUGCCCAGGGAUGAUCAUCAUGCCUCAGUCUCCUGUAGUGCCUGAGGCACCACUAUACCCAGCUCUUCUUGGUUGAAGAUUUUUGAAAACUUUAUCAGACCCACAGUUCAUCAUAAAUAUUUCUGCGUACUUCAGGACAGGAAAGCAGUUUAGUAGCACUAAUAAACUUCAGGAUGAGUGUGAUGAGUGAAAGACUGCUAUAGGAAUUUGCCUUCAUGGUGUCUUUUAUUUGCAAACUUCUAAAAAAUUAAAUAUUUAUGUUUAAUACCAUACAUACCCAGUUUAGGAAGUUGCUCUUACAUAUCUUUUUAUGCUGGCCUCUUUUUCUCCCUAGCCACUUUAAUUUGGCUGUACUUUUAAUUGUGCCAUGUGUCAAGAUAACAUUAGGUCAUUUUCUAUCACCUUUGAGCACAUUUUAAUGAAAAUACUUUGUGUGCCAAAUUAGGGUAAAUUAGAUGAAUGAACUAUAAAUUUGAUUUAGUGUUCUAAAAUGCAUUAUCCCCCCAAAAGAAAAUGAAUUAAGUAAAAUGCAUUAGCCCCAUAUGGAAAAAUGUAUAGCAGUAUGAAGGUUGAACAGAGGUAGCAAAAAGGUACUGUUUCUUGUAUGAUGAGAUGUACCUCUCUCCUGCCCUCUAAUAGUAUGUUUAAAUUAUUGGUUAUUGUAUAGCUUUAACCAUAGUAUAUACAGUAUUAUUAAACUGAAGGCGCAUGUUAAAAGCAGUGUCACACUGUCAACUGAUGUGGACUUUUCCAAACUUAUCUGUAUUUUAUUUAUUUGGGGACUUUGUACCCCAAGAGCUGCAGAACACUGCUCUGAGCUUUCAGAGAGGUUUAUAAACUUUGGAUUUCCCUCUGAAAUCCACUGCAGCAGUUUCAGAUGCAUUUGUGUAUAUUAUGUUUGUGUAUAUUUGUUGACACAUUUUAAAUUUUCAGUGUUAAUUUAACAAACUGUUUACUUUAGGAAUAAUGCCAAAUUAACCUUUGUCCAGUGAUGAGAAUAGCAGUAUGAUUGGAAAAUUUGCUGAUUGGGCUUUAAAUGAGUGAUUGUUUUCUCUUUAGUAUUUCAUAGACUUUGUAUGAUACAGUACACUCCUAAUAAUGCAUUCUUUGGUUUCCAAAUCCUAACAUAAGACACUAUGUUAAUUGGUAGCAGAAGAGCUUUUUACCCUGUUUCCCCCACAUAUACACACUUUUUUUUUUACAUGAAUUAUGCAACUAUAAAUGGUGUUUUUCAUUACUUUGAAUGAGGUAAAGCGUCUUUUAAACAGAACAGCCUAACUUUAUGACCAUUAAAAAUAAUUUCCUCCGAGCCAGGUGUGGGGGUGCCCUCCUGUAAUCCCAGCAUUUGGGAAGUUGAGGCAGGAGGAUCCCCUUGAGCUGGAGGCCAGCCUGGGCUACAUAGUAAGUUCAAGGCUACCCUGAACUGCAGAGCAAGAACCCUUCUCUAAAAAAAUUUCACCCUAUGUCUGAGGCACGAUGAUUACAGCCUAUGUGCAACUUAGACCCUGUCUCAAAAAUAAAAAUGGUAGGGGAUGUAGCUCAGUACUCCCUAGGUUCAAUCUCCAGUAAACACCCCCACCCCACCCCUGGAAUAUUUCAGAGCUGGGCUGCUACUACUUCCCUGUAGACUGCAGUCCCAGCUACUCUGGGAGGCUGAGGCAGGAGGUGUACAUGAGCUCAAGAGUUUGAGACCAGCCUGGGCAACAUAAGAUUCUGUCUCAAAAAAACAAGCCACAAAAAGUAUUUUAAAAAUCCAAAUUCAGGGCCAGGGAUUUAGCUCAGUGGUUUCACCACCUGCUGCACAAGCACAAAGACCUGAGUUCGAUCCCUGAGUUCAAUCCCCCCAAAAAUAAAAUCCAAAUUUAUCAAAAUUAUUUACUAGAAAUCAUAAAUCUAGUUUACCAAUAGUAGGUGCUUAAUACGGGGCUUACUUUGGGGCAAACUUUAAAUUGGUCCUCUUAAUCUUAUUUUAAUCAGCUUUAAAGUAAAUUUAGCUAGUAAAAGCUGAAGACACUUUUAUAAAAGCAAAUCUUUGAGAGCAUUUUUUUCCUCCAAAAAUGAGAGGAUGUGUAUCAAGAUUUGUACUCAGAUAUCUGCAAGUAUAAAAAAAUUUUAAAUCCCUGAUGUUUGUAGGUUUCUCUCUGUAAAUUCUGAGUGGUGAGUGUGAGAAAAGCUAUCUUUUUGCUUGAAUUGUGAUGGAAGAGUUGAACACCUUUCAAAGAAUAUGAAAAAUUCAUUGGAAAGUGUAAUGUACGUUCAUUUUAAAGACUCUCAGUUACCUGGACGGAAGGCACUGUUCUCACACCGGCCAGAUAAUGGGAGUAUUCUGUACCUGAAUCAUGCUAUAUUUUAAAUCAGGACGUCACUUAAGUAUUAAUGUUGUGUGUACAGAAUUUUGUUUUGGAAUUUUUUGGGUUUUGCCUAAAUAAAUGGUAUAAAUUUUA
This is a messenger RNA of Heterocephalus glaber (naked mole-rat), 8238 nucleotides long. RefSeq names its product zyg-11 family member B, cell cycle regulator (gene Zyg11b). The record is from RefSeq and is a predicted model, not a curated record. Gene Ontology annotation, cellular component: Cul2-RING ubiquitin ligase complex. Gene Ontology annotation, molecular function: protein binding. NCBI's taxonomy places the organism in Eukaryota, Metazoa, Chordata, Mammalia, Rodentia, Bathyergidae.